GCAACGGAGCGGAAUUUAGUUUGGAUCGGUUGGUCGCGGCGAGCGUUUGCAAUGUUGGCUUAACUGGAAUGCUGUUUUUGUAGUUUCGUGGCACAUCGCUUUGAUCAUUGUACGGAAACGGCGAAAAACGGGUGACGGGGCGUAUGUUUAUCGUGACGGUUACGUGAACGAAUUGCGUGAUUGGACGCCUCUGUCGAGAGUCGUAGAGCAUCAUCAUCGUUCGUGCGGUGCAUCUAUGCGGUUGAUGUGGUAUUCUACCGGAAGCUGGACUGGAUACUGAGUAGCUUCAGUUAUUGUGAUUAAACUGCGUGCCUUGACCGUUACGGUGCUGCAUUCUAUGUCUGUGCACAUAGAGAUUGGUGCAUAUUGAAACAGAAUGCCAGUGGUUUAGUUUUCGGAUUUCAGAACGAUUGUGAUUUCUUCAACGACAGGGCAAACAGCUAUGCCGAAGCCAAGCUGAUAUCACCCAAAGAAAAUCCCACCAAAUACUCUAGUCUAUCCGGUAAACCCCCAGCUUCAAUUAACUUUGACUUCGAGACACUUUUGCCGUGCCACUCGAACCUGCUGAGUGUCACCAUUUCCACUACAAACAAGCACAUUCAAAUGAAACCACCAAGAAACCCAAGGAGGAUCAGGCAAAAGCGAAGAAAGCAGUAACUACGGUUUCCUAUUCCGCCCUACCGCCACUACCGAAGAAACUGGUAGGAAUAAGACUCACCCUGGAACACAUUCAGCAGCACACCAAAGUAAACUACGCUCAAAUUUAUAAAUACACCCCUAUCCCCAUUAGUGCGGCAAUCAGACAGGGCUAAACCCACAAUCCUCACUCGGUAACUGACGACUGUGGUGUGGACAAAACUACAGGAAUACCCCUCCUUCCUGGUACGCAAACAGAGAACAUGUUGCAACCGUCCUCGCCAACAACGUCCAGUAGCAGCAGCAGCAGGAAGCUAAUGGCUCUGCUGCUGGUCCAACUUUUGGCCACGUUGGCCGUCGGAUCGGUCGCCACAUCAACGGCGCCGCAGAAAAACUCCAACCCCUACGCGGUCCGGAUUAACAAGUGCUGCGAAAAGUUCGAGGUCAUGUACGAUGGCAAGUGCACCGUCGCCGACACCAUCAAUGCGACCCUAUGGGUGCCGGAGUUCACCGGUCGCAACGGCGAGCAGAACGUCCAGGUCGAGUCCGUCAAGUACAUAAUCGGAGCACCUGAUUGUGGCAGCAUGCAAAAGUGGCCCAUCUUCCACUACGAAAAGAGCGAGGAUAAGUUGAUUCUCUUCCCGGACGGGAAAGUGCGUCACCUGAUACUGGAUCCCCACGCCAGGGACGAGCCCGAGGACGAGUGGAACCACCUCUAUGUGGCUGGAAUCCAUACGGAGGCCCCCUUCCAGUACGACUACGAACAGGGCCAGUACUGCCUGGACAAGGCGUUGAGUAGUAAUGAGAAGCAACCGGAGGGCAUUUUUGCCACGGUUUGCUCGCCGGAGAAGGCCAUCCGAUGGACGGACACGGAUUUUUUGCUUCGGAAGAUUAUCAACCCGAUAUGCCACGGGAUGGCCAUAGCAAUCCUGUUAGUGGUGGCGAUUAUCUACUUUGUGCUGCCCACCUUGAGAGACCUUGUGGGGAACAUCGUCACAUCCAUCACGGUUUGUCUCAUAAUCAGUCAAGCUGCGGACCUGGUCCGGAUCUUCACCGAGUUUAGCAGUCACGUGAGCUUUGUCGUGGCGGAUUCCUUCUUCUACAUCAGUUUACUUGCUGCAUUCUUCUGGCUGAACAGUAUGGGAUACUACAUAUGGAAAACGUUCCGAGCCCGGAAUGUCUUUCUACGAGUUACCGAUGGUCGGAAAUACUGUUGGUAUUCUGGAUACGCGUGGGGUGCCACAGCUACCAUGGCAUCGGUGGCGAUAUUCUCGCACUUCUUCCUGGACGGUCCCAACGCAAAGAAGAGCUCCAGCAUCUUCGAAGAUCAGGACAACAUCGGUUGGUUGGGCAUCGCCGUGUUCUUCACGCCGAUCGCAUUUAUCAUUCUGGUGAACAUCUUUUUCUACGUCACCACAAUGAAGUUCAUCAACCGAAUGAACACCUACGGUAGGAUACACCAUAAACUUAAGGGAAAUUUCGUGAUGUUCUCGCUGAUCUUCCUAGUCAUGAGCAUUUCGUGGCUGUUCCUGAUCCUCUCCUGGCUGCACUACGACGCUCUGCUCUACACCCACAUCGUCGUGAACGCCUUACAAGCUCCAUUCAUCCUGUACAUUUGCGUUCUCCGUCAGAAGCACGUAACAUUCCUGCUUAAAAAGUCCUGCUGCUACAACGAGCCUCCGCAAACGUCCGACUGGGGCGACGAGAUGACCUACAUGAAUGGAGGCGAUUACUGACCCCGCCGAAUCAGAACGUCGAAGCACCGAAAUAAUCUCACCAACAACGACGAAGUCGUCAAACUUGGAAUCUUUAGACGAGAAUCUCCUCCGCCACCUGCAAUGGACAAAAGCAAACGCGGUCUUCCGCCCACUGCAUGAUGGAAAACUAGAAAUACAUUCCUUUGUAUCGUGAAAACUUUGGUGCAGCUACUACUGACAAAUUUGUACAACAGAAAACGUCCAGUUGAUGAACAAUUUCAAUAGGUUAAGUUAAAACGCGUGAAGGAGGAAGACAUUCUAAUGAGUAUUUAGUGUUUCAUAAAGGACAAAGUGAAAGUGUGCUUAAAUUGUUUGAACGAAAUUGAAUGACUCUGGUCAAGCGAUAAGAAAUGAAGAACAAAAUCAGCAAUUUGUUGACAGAUUACUAGUGCUAAGAAAACGAGCUUAUCGUUUAGUUGAAGCUAAGCUAAGAAAGAGGUUUAUUAACAUUGACAAAGACUCAUAGGAAAGAGUAGAAUGUAAGUAGGAUAACCAGAAAAGUGCUUAGUAUAACUAAUGACUAACUAAUAAAUCUAAAA
Molecule: messenger RNA, 2932 nt
Organism: Aedes aegypti (yellow fever mosquito)
Lineage: Eukaryota; Metazoa; Arthropoda; Insecta; Diptera; Culicidae
Gene: mthl5
Product: probable G-protein coupled receptor Mth-like 5
Exons: 6
Coding region: 900-2372 (490 amino acids)
Biological process (GO): cell surface receptor signaling pathway; G protein-coupled receptor signaling pathway
Cellular component (GO): membrane
Molecular function (GO): G protein-coupled receptor activity
Source: RefSeq, a predicted model, not a curated record